Molecule: messenger RNA, 1743 nt
Organism: Mercurialis annua (annual mercury)
Lineage: Eukaryota; Viridiplantae; Streptophyta; Magnoliopsida; Malpighiales; Euphorbiaceae
Product: pyruvate decarboxylase 1-like
Exons: 5
Coding region: 8-1738 (576 amino acids)
Molecular function (GO): carboxy-lyase activity; magnesium ion binding; thiamine pyrophosphate binding
Source: RefSeq, a predicted model, not a curated record
AUGUGAUAUGACAUCUCCAACAAUUUGGAGCCCAUUUAUCAAUUACAAACUCAGCUUUAUUAUCUAUAACCAACAUCAUUUAGUAUUUGCCACCAAAAUCAAAAUGGAAAACAACACCAGAAGCAGUUGCUGCAACAAUGGCAAGCAAUUUACCUGUCCAAAACCCUCAUUGUCACCGUUACCGACGCUCGGAAGCCACUUAGCUCGCAGACUAGUUGAAGUUGGCAUAUCUGAUGUGUUCUCAGUUCCUGGAGAUUCCACUCUGACCCUAUUUGAUUAUCUUAUUUCUGAGCCAGGGCUUAAUCUGAUAGGUUGCUGUAGUGAGCUAAAUGCUGGUUAUGCAGCUGAUGGAUAUGCCAGGGCAAGAGGUGUGGCUGCAUGUGCUGUUACCUUUACCGUCGGUGGCCUCAGCAUUCUGAACGCGAUUGCUGGUGCUUAUAGUGAAGAUCUUCCGGUUAUUUGUAUUGUUGGCGGUCCGAAUUCUAAUGAUUAUUAUGGUUGUAAACAAAUUCUUCAUCAUACCAUUGGGUUGCCUGAUUUUAGCCAAGAAUUGCAAUGCUUUCGCGCUGUUACUUGCCAUCAAGCCAUUGUCAAUGACUUGGAGAAUGCCCAGGAGCAGAUUGAUAAAGCAAUUAUAACAUGUUUACAAGAAAGCAAGCCUGUGUACAUUAGUAUCAGCUGUAACUUGGUGGCGAUCCCUCAUCCCAGUUUCAUUACGAAGCCUAUUCCGCUGAUCUUCCCCACCAAAAUGAGUAACCGGAUGGCCCUGCAAGUAGCAGUGGAAGCAGCUGCAGAAAUAUUAAACAAGGCAGCGAAGCUUGUUCUCGUGGCUGGACUAAAACUCCGCUCUGAUAAAGCCUGCAAUACCUUUGUUCAAUUAGCAGAUUCUUGUGGCUAUGCAUUUGCAGUCAUGCCAGCAGCAAAAGGGCUUGUGCCAGAGAAUCUUCCUCAUUGUUUUAUCGGGACUUAUUGGGGCGCAUCCAGCACUGCCUGCUGUGCAGAAAUAGUAGAAACUGCUGAUGCAUCUCUGUUUGCAGGACCGGUUUUUGAUGAUUUGAGCUCUAUCGGUAACUCACUUCUCUUCAACAAGAAGAAAGCUGUUAUUGCAGAAGCUGAACGCGUCAUAAUUCCAGGAAUGCCUGUCUUCGGAACCAUAUUGCUAAAGGAUUUCCUGGAAAACCUGGCGAAACGGCUUGAUUACAAUACAAGUGCUUAUCAGAAUUACAAAAGAAUAUGCGUUCCUGAAGGACUUCCUUUACAAUUGAAUCCAAAUGAAGAAAUGAAAGUCAAUGUUCUGUUCAAGCACAUACAGAAGAUGUUGUCAGGUAACAUGGUUGUUAUCGCCGAGUCAGGCGACUCUUGGUUCCACUGCCAGAAGCUGAAAUUGCCACAGGGUUGUCGGUUUGAGAGCCAAGUGCUAUAUGCAUCGAUCGGUUGUUUAGUUGGUUCGACUCUUGGGUAUGCACAUGCCGAACCAGAUAAGAGAAUUGUUGCUUGCAUUGGAGAUGGAAGCUUCCAGAUGACCUCUCAAGAUGUGUCGACUAUGCUUCGAUGUGGGCAUAAAAGUAUAAUAAUUCUGAUAAACAAUGGUGGAUAUACGAUCGAAGUUGAGAUUCAUGACGGACCGUACAAUGUCAUCAAGAACUGGAACUAUACUGAGUUGGUUAAUGCAAUGGAUAAUGGUGAAGGCAGAUGCUGGACUGCUAAGGUAAUUAAGCUGGAUAUCCGGUUAAUUUAACUCAU